Molecule: messenger RNA, 1330 nt
Organism: Myodes glareolus (Bank vole)
Lineage: Eukaryota; Metazoa; Chordata; Mammalia; Rodentia; Cricetidae
Source: RefSeq, a predicted model, not a curated record
UAUAACAACAACAGACUUGGCGACAGUGAAUGAUAUCAUCCAGAAGUUACUCCCUAUGAUAGGAAUGCCUAGGGCUCAAGAUUACCAAAUGUGGUUCUGUCGUGACUAUGAGAAAACCCCAGGCCUACUCCAAGAGCGUGAGCAUCCCUAUGACAUUAUAAUGAGGAACAGCCUAAAUACCUUCAGUCGAAGGGAAUCAGGAAAUGUCACAGCUUUUCCUGCCCUGCCUGGGCUGUAUGUGGAACAACCAGAUAUCCAGGGACGAUUCAUCCUAAAGCCCAGAGAAGCAGCAAGAAGUCAGAAGCAGAGCGACACAGAGGAGCCAAGAGCUAAGAAAAGACGGCCUUUCAAAUCUCGGUUGUUCCACAGGGGCUCUGUGCUUCACCAGGACCAAUUGUGCACAGCCCUGCCAGUUGCUAAGCCAGGAAAACUCUUUGGAAAUGAUCUGACUGCCAUUUGUGAGGAUGGCAAUCUGCCCACAGCAAUUCUGGUAGGUCUCACAUGGUCCUUCUCUGGCUGUUUUAAGGACAAAAUCCUGCUUCUCCUAAAUACCCACCCCUUCGAGUCUAUCCUCAAGUGGAGAAACAAGUGUGCAUCAAAUCAUUGGCUUAAGAUUAGGAAGGAAUUUCUUCAAAAUAUACCAGGCAGUGUGCUGACGUCUGGACUUUAUGAUGAAUGGCUUGGUGUCCCUGACCAAGAGUGUGAAGAGAAGAAAAAGGUCGCGGCGCGGAGUCUUUUAGAGCAACUACCCCAACCGAAUGUCUUUCUUUUGAAAAAACUUUUCGGGAUAUUAUACAAAAUUGAGCAAAACUCUGAACUCAACCAUAUGACAUCAUCAAAUUUAGCUGUUUGCAUCGCCCUGAGUAUUCUAUGCCUGCCCGGUUCCUGCAACUCGGAACUGGCAGAUGUCUCCAGAAAGAUUUCUCUGGUCGGUUUCCUAACUGAGAAUUAUCCAAAAAUAUUUGGAGAAGGCCAUCCAGUUCAUCAUGAGAGCCCAUCGGUUUACUCUGAUGGGGAGAACACUUACAAUGCCUUUACCACACAAACUGACAAAAUUGUGAUGGAAGAGAAUGAGUGUGAAGAAGACCCCUGCCCCAGGGGCAGUACAUGCCCCACAGGCAAUGAUGUAGAGCCCGGAAGUCCAACUGCUCCUUGUCACAAUGAAGACAUGCUCUCUACUACUGAUGAAAAGGGAUCAUAUGCGGAGAAAAUCUUCAGAACGAUAGCCAACAAAUCCUUCUGAACUCUCAAAGGAAAGCUUUGUGCUGUUGAUGAAGUAAGCUCGAGCGAGCAAUCUGUCCUGGUUGCAGCAUCGGUCUUAAAGUAUUAG